ACGGAAGCACCGGUUCAGACAUGAUUAUAUAGCAGAGGGAGACACAGAAAUUGAGGAGUUGACAGAGAGCGAUGUGGAGCGAAAUGAAUGCUUCAGUAAACGGCGGGAAGAAACAGUGGAAGAAUUUCAGUGAGAUGUGAAGGUGGGAUUUGAGAAAGGAGAGGAGAUGAAAAUGCUGAGUGAUAGACCGGCCGGCCAAGGUGAAGAAGUCGCUGCCGGCGGUGAUGGUCGGACGGUUUUGGUAGGGGUGAAGUUGGAUGCAGAGAGCAGAGAGUUACUCACUUGGGCUCUCGUCAAAAUCGCUCAACCGGGUGAUCGUGUUAUUGCUCUUCAUGUACUCAGUGAAACAGACGUCAUUGAUCGAGAUGGGAAAUCAUGUCUUCUCUCGUUGGUGAAAGCGUUUGAUUCAGUACUCGCUGUGUAUGAAGGUUUCUGCAAUUUGAAACAGGUGGAUCUCAAACUUAAGAUCUGCAGAGGAUCUUCGGUUCGGAAAAUUAUAGUGCGGGAAGCGAAAGCUUAUGUGGCUAGUAAAAUCAUUGUAGGAACUGCAAUGAACCAUCGCAAACUUGGGUCUUCGGUUUCUGUUGCAAAGUAUUGUGCGAGGAAACUUUCCAAAGAUUGCUGUGUUGUUGCUGCAAAUAAUGGUAAAGUUGUGUUUCAGAGAGAAGCUUCUGCAGUACCCUCCAGUAGCUCCCGAGGAGGGGAGCAUGGCCAGCGUAAGAAUUUGUUCUCUGUGAUUCACCGUUCAUUGAGUAAGCAUCAUAAUAGCAGACUAAUAAAGAACGCACCAGCAGUGGCUGUGCCUAAUCAGGAAACUCGUCGGGGUUCUGAGUCGCAUUGUUUAGAGUCUUUACUGAGGCAGAAUUGUUCAGUUUGUAAGCAGGGCACCGAUUCGCAGGAUACCAAUUAUUCCCAACGCACAGAAGAUUCUAAUGGUGAUGAGAAUGAAGACAAUUCUUUGGCUUUGGCUUUGGCUUUGGUACCAGUACAGACUCUAGAAGGAUCCUCAGGUUCAAUCUCGCUUUUGAUCCCCGAAAGGCCGGAGUUGAGACCUGGUUGGCCGCUGCUUCGCCGGAUGUUUUGGCCGAAUGGGCAUUCAGAGGAGAGAUCUCCUGGAAAGCAGCUCUCUGUUGUCCAAUGGGCAAUGCGGCUACCUAGCAGGUUUUCAGUAGCAGUUUAUCCUGAUAGUAAUCAAAUAAACAGUAAUCAGCAGGGUGAAGCUUGUGAUUCUAAAUUGGAUGGAGAGAGCGGUGCAAUUGUUCCAGUAGGGAGAGAUGCGAUUUCUCCUCCUUCUUCACCCAACCAUGGGUCUAAGAACAUACCCAAAGAGUUGGAAGGUCUGCACGAGAAGUACUCAUCCACUUGUAGAUUAUUUGGGUACCAGGAACUUGUGUCGGCAACAUCUAACUUUAAGACUGAUAAUUUGGUUGGAAAAGGAGGUAGUAGCCAGGUUUACAGAGGGCAUCUUCCAGAUGGGAAAGAACUGGCCGUAAAAAUUUUGAAGCCAUCAGAAGAUGUGUUGAAAGAAUUUGUGUUGGAAAUUGAGAUCAUCACAACCUUAAAUCACAAGAACAUAGUCUCCCUCUUUGGGUUCUGCUUUGAGGACAACAAUCUUCUAUUGGUUUAUGACUUCUUAUCCAGAGGAAGCCUUGAAGAGAACCUUUAUGGUAAUAGGAAGGACAAUUCGGCGUUCGGUUGGGGAGAGAGAUACAAGGUGGCUCUGGGUGUCGCUGAGGCUCUGGAAUACCUACACACUGGAAGUGCUCAAAAUGUGAUCCAUCGGGAUGUGAAAUCAUCGAAUAUCCUUCUCUCUGAUGAUUUUGAGCCACAGCUAUCAGAUUUUGGACUUGCUACAUGGGCUUCAACCUCCUCAUCUCAAAUAACAUGCACAGAUGUUGCAGGAACUUUUGGAUAUUUGGCUCCCGAGUACUUCAUGUAUGGUAAAGUAAAUGAAAAGAUUGAUGUCUAUGCCUUUGGUGUUGUAAUCCUUGAGCUUCUCUCAGGAAGGAAGCCCAUCUGCAGUGACUGUCCAAAGGGUCAAGAGAGCCUGGUUAUGUGGGCUAAGCCAAUUCUAGAUGGUGGAAAAAUCACCCAAUUGUUAGAUCCAAGCUUUGGGGAAAAUUAUGACCAUGAUCAGAUGGAGCAGAUGGUUUUAGCUGCUACCCUCUGUAUCAGACGCUCACCUCGAUCUAGGCCUCGAAUGAGCCUUGUCUUGAAGCUCCUCCAAGGCGAUCCCGAGGUAACCAAGUGGGCAAAGCUACAGGUUAAUGCUUCAGAGGAGUUUGAUGCACAGGAUGAGGAAGCAUUUCCUCACACUAAUAUCCAGUCCCAUCUUAAUGUUGCAUUGCUUGAUGUGGAUGAUGAUUCAUUGUCCGUAAGCAGCGUUGAGCAAAAUGUAUCAUUGGAGGAUUACUUACAAGGAAGAUGGAGCCGAUCAUCGAGCUUCGACUAACCAAGUUAUCAAAUUAAAGGACAAAGUCCAUGUUUGAUUCUUUCUGUACAUUCUUUUUCUCAGCUUUUCUUGUUACCCUUCUCUGUGUUCUUGUUUGCAAGUAGGUCUUGGAUGAGAGGUUGUUUGUUGUUGUACCCUCCUCCUUACCUUGUUAGCCAUUUCUCAAUCCCUAUCUGUUUGGGCUUUGGUUUUAUGAACCAUUAAUUGGUUCUAUACUUCUAUUUGAGUUUUCUUGCUCUAAAAGGUUUGUAACCAUUGCUUGUUAUGUGUUGCAUUUGAAGAAAUAAUAAGAGCAAGUUUGCCUCUGGAA
Molecule: messenger RNA, 2762 nt
Organism: Macadamia integrifolia
Lineage: Eukaryota; Viridiplantae; Streptophyta; Magnoliopsida; Proteales; Proteaceae
Product: serine/threonine-protein kinase PAK 6-like
Exons: 10
Coding region: 167-2452 (761 amino acids)
Biological process (GO): protein phosphorylation
Molecular function (GO): protein kinase activity; ATP binding
Source: RefSeq, a predicted model, not a curated record